This is a messenger RNA of Prorocentrum cordatum, 414 nucleotides long. The record is from the annotation of a GenBank genome assembly. NCBI's taxonomy places the organism in Eukaryota, Dinophyceae, Prorocentrales, Prorocentraceae.
AUGGUCAUCAGGCACGCUGAGGCGGAGACGACAGGCCCUGCCCCGUGCCCCUCGCAUGACAACGUUUUGCCAGCACCCGUGCAGUCACGCUCUCAGGCAAUGGGCACCAGGCACGCUGAGGCGGAGGUGACAGGCCCUGCCCCGUGCCCCUCGCAUGACAACGUUUUGCCAGCAUCCGCGCAGUCACGCUCUCAGGCAAUGGGCACCAGGCACGCUGAGGCGGAGACGACAGGCCAUGCCCCGUGCCCAAUUCAUGUCAACAUUCUGCCAGCAUCCGCGCAGUCACGCUCUCAGGCAAUGGGAUGCCGGGGUUAUUAUAAUGAUGUAGGUAUUUGCUUGCUGAUUCGCCAGUCUGUGCUUGUCUUUGUCUGUUUGUCUUUCACUGUGCACGAGGUAACGCCAACCAUCCCAUGA